This is a messenger RNA of Peronospora belbahrii, 1971 nucleotides long. The record is from the annotation of a GenBank genome assembly. NCBI's taxonomy places the organism in Eukaryota, Oomycota, Peronosporomycetes, Peronosporales, Peronosporaceae.
AUGAUGACGCCACCUGAUUCUGACGAUAAAGUGAUCAAGAUGGAACACAAUACGUCGGUUUUACAGUUUGCACAAGCGUCCGACGCUUUUUUGAUCCUAGAAGCUCGCAUUGAUACUGAAGGAUUUACUACGGAAAUAGUAAAACAACUUGGGAAAAUUGUAAACUCUUAUGUCGAUACAGAAAACCCAGCAGUAACGGAUGACUGGGCAUUUGCAGUGACAAAAUUAUCCUACAAAGAGCUAUUUGAACCAAACGUCAAGUCAACACGGGAGCAGGGUUUUAUUGAUGCUGUCUAUAAUCUUAAUGUUGCAGCUGAUGCAGGUGUACAAUCAGCAUAUGGUGUUUUAGCCAUGUUGGAUCUCAUUGGUAUUCCUGAACCUGAGGAAAUGGAGGAUUCGAAUGUUCAUUUAUUAUCACGGCAGGAAAAACUCACUCGUGCUAAUGAAAAGCUAUUAAGCUUGUAUGGAAUACAGGACGUUAUGGCUACUUUAGCUAUUGCGUACGGGACUUUAUCUGGAAGAAUAUCGAUGCCAAUGGAAACCUAUGACAAGGACGCUUUUACUGACAUGGACGCGGUUUGUGAAAACACAGUGUCGAUGUAUCACAUGUGUGCAAAAAAAAACGUCGAUACCAUUGCUGAUGAAGGUGAUGAGCGAUUUGUAAAGGUCGUACGUCUAUCGAAUGAACUCUUGGACUCUACAGGAAGUGUUUUUUUUGACGAAUUCUUUGCUGAAGCAGUUGAUCCGCUUCUCGACGAGAAUGACGCACUUUACAGGCUAGAGUAUUACCGCAGCAUUGCGGAGAAUCCCAUGGAUGAGCAAUAUGCUCAAGCGAUGCAUGGUCUUGGUGAAAUGUAUUAUUUUGGCGACCGUGCAGCUCACGUGGCUGUAGAUCGUGAACUCGCCGCACGAUACUUUCGCCAAGCAGCGGAUGCCGGUGAUGCUCUGGCUCAGGCCAAUUAUGGCAUUCUUCUCGCUGAUGGGAUAGGAGUGAACCGAGAUGUAUCACAAGCACUUGUGUAUUUCAACCGCGCAGCUCAGCAAAACCAGGCGUUUGCAUUUUAUUGUCUUGGCAAAAUGUAUUUUACAGGAACUGGUGUGCCUCAAAACGUGACAAGAGCACUUGAAUGUUUCAAUGAGGCUAUUGCAUUGGGUUAUGCUGAAACCCAUUCGUUUCUAGGAUCCGUGUAUUUAAACGGCGACGAAGGUGUACCGGUUGAUCACGAAGCAGCCUUCUUUCAUUUUCAAGCGGCUGUAGAUGGCACGGACGGUCCAUCGAGCCAGGCGUUACUCGAUUUGGGUGUCGUGCACUUUCGGGGCAUUAAUACACCGCGGUCUUGUCCUACUGCCUUGUCACUGUUCCGAUCGGUAGCACUGCAUCCAAAUUUGCUUUCGAGGCUUCCGUUUUCGCUGGUCAAAGGGUAUGAAUGCUACAAAAAGGGUGAUUAUCUGCGUGCAUAUUUGAACUACCGACUAGUUGCAGAGCUAGGGGAUGAAGUUGCACAAUGCAAUGCUGCUUUCCUGUUAGAGCAUCACGGCGAUAGCAUUCUUAAGUGGAAGUGGCUGGGACUUACAAAUUCAGUUGAAGACUCAAGCAAGUUGGCAUUGCGUGAAGCCUUUACGUUGUAUUCGCGAGCGGCGGCUUUGAACGACUCGGAAGCUGUUCGGAAGACUGGCGCGUGCUACCAUGAGCCUUGGGCCGGUGUGUGCCCUAGUAAUCACACACGCGCACUAGAGCGCUACCGUUUUGCAGCUGAACUAGGUGACCUAGAGGCUGGUUUCAAUUGCGGUGUGAUGUUUUUGACAGGAGACGGCGUUCCGCAAGAUUUCGUAGCAGCUCGAAACUGCUAUGCAAAGUGCAGUGAAGCUGUGUUCCCUGCAAAUGUGCCGUGCGCACUUGCGCUCGUAGGGCUAGAUAUUUUGGAGGCUAUUGGAGCGGUUGUGGUGAAGAUGCUUGAAUUUGUAUUAUAA